UGCACUUUUCGCUGUACGUUACCGCUUAAGUUACUCACAAACAGAAUUAAUAAACAACUUAAAUUGCCCAAAUCCGCAAACCAACACUUUGGUACAAACGUUAGCAAUUGUCCCUUCUGGUGUGCCGUCCCGAAAAGGUUCCGUUUCCAAAGCAACAAGGACGCUGGGUCACAGGCCAAACACUGAAAUGUGAUGAACGGAUACCUUAUGUCACUAGCACUUUUCACAAACUGCCUAAACUAAAACACAGGGCCUGUUUUCAACAGAUGGUCAGUAAAAGCAGGGGACUGUGCCGGUCUCCAUGGCUGCUGUGAACUCAGUACAGUAUUUUAUUGAGAAGUUCUCUGUGCCUUGCAACAAGCUGGUGUCCCACCUGCAGCUGGCCUGCUGUCCUUCUCACUGUGCUGUCCCAUGGCAGGACAGGAAUAUAAGGAUUUACGAAAACAACAACCUGGAGCCUCACUUGGAACUCACUGGCCAUCACGGUGAUGUGUCUGCUAUGGUGUUUGGGACGUUGAGAGAUCAUCUCAUCCUCUGUAGCGCUUCUGAAGAUUAUGUUAUCAUCUGGGACAUUAAUCGUUGCUACAGACAGGUUAAAGAAGGUGGAACUGCCUCAGGUAGAGUUGUUGGCACAUUGCUCGGCAGAGUGGUGCAUCUGUCACUGUGCCCGUUGAGUGCGAAAGUGGCCGCAUGUUCAGGUUCCAGAGUGUUUCUAUUGAAUGCAGAGAGAGAGGAAGUGCUUGGAGUUUUGAAAGCUCAUCUUGGUCCUGUGACUGCAUCGGAAUUCUGUCCAUGGGAUGUUAAUCUUCUUAUCUCAACAUCAGAAGACAGAACAUUUAAGAUUUGGGAUGUGAGGAAGGGAGAAAUCCUCUUUGAAUCUGCUGUCCUAUCAGCGUAUCCUUUGCUUAGUCUGUUCUUCGUGGAGCAAAACAGUCAGUUCAUCACAGGGUCUGCUGAUGGACAACUUUGGUGCUACACUCUCCCUGUGGACCACAAAUGUCACUUGGUGACAAAACUGGACCUUUCAAAGCUUGAGCAGAAGCAUGAGAGAAACCUCAGAAAACCCAGCUCACCUCAAAAUAGAGCAGAUGGAAUGACUCGUAAUGAUGUGAAAGGAACGGUGGAGACAGCAAAGCCUGUUCUGAGAAUCUGGGCACAGAAACUGCAGUCCUGUCAUGCUAGCCUGCAGCAGAGAGGAUGUUUUGUGUGGAUCGGAAGUUCUGAUGGACUGUAUCUGCUUGACCUGGAUACUUCAGAGCUUCUCAUGACUCUUCCACUCAAAGGUGAUCUAAGCAUUUCAAUGGCAGGAUCAUGGGCCAUCUCUAAUGGACUUGGUGGCAAUACCUGCUGUUUGGUGACUUCUCUGUUUGGGACUUCAGUAGCCCUUUUAGAGGUUAAUAGUACCAGGCUGGACAAUCUCUGCUUUCGGAUGGCAACGGGCUUCUCUGUGGACGAGCAGAUUUCAGUUGUGCCCAGUUCUCCUCUGAUGACUAUGUCCCCUCUGAAUGCUGAGCUGAUGAAACAUGGCCCAAAACCUCAGAGAAAAAUAGGUGUGAGCUGUCAGAAGAGUGUAAAGGAUCAACCUUUGGUUUUUCACACACGAGUGAAGUCAUCAGGAUACAAUACAGCUCCUCAGACGAUGUUUAGACCAAAGACCAAUGUUAAGAAGAAAAGCCACUCAACCUCAACAACUAGCACAAAUACGAAAGGCCUUUUAAGGGAGUAUCCAUCACACUUUGAAGCACCAAGCAUGCCUUAUGCUCAUUUGACAGUUUCCACAACUCCAACCCCAGUCAGCUCUCUGCAGUACUCAGGAGAUGGAAAGCAGAUUGCGUGUGGUCUUGGAGACGGUUCUGUUUUGUUGUAUAAAUCUUCACUCACCGGCAACCCAGCUGUCUACACAGGGCACAGUAAGGCUGUGAACUCUAUAUGCUGGAGUCACAGUAAGCGGUGGUUUUUGAGUACCUCUGAGGACCCCACCCUUUGCAUCUGGACGGCGAAUGCUUCUGAACCUGUUCUGACCAUGGGAGAUGACCAGUUCGCAAAGCCCAUAAGAUGUGCACAGUUUUAUUAUCUGGACAAGUUUUUACUGCUGGCGUCGGGAUCAAAUCUAAUGCUGUACCUUUACCAUCUGGACACCACAAGAGAUGACAUCAAGAGGUAUAAGCAAAGAAGCAAGUCCAAAUUGGCCAGUAAACUGACCAUGAAGUCAGAAACGGACAUCACUUCAGUGUCAGCCAUCAAUGACUUCUACUCCUAUAUCGUCUUGGCUUCCGGUGCUGACCGCACCAUCCAGGUGUUUGAUAUGAACCAGGGCUGCAUGGCCACUCAGAUCCCAGAUGCCCACUGUCGAGCUGUCCACCACCUCACCCAGAACAGGGGAUCCCCGUUCUGUACACAGGCCUUGGAAUCGUACAAUCUCUUCCUGAGCAGCGCUAUAACAGAUGGUCUGAAACUGUGGGACCUGCGCACUGCAAGGUGUAUUCGCCGCUAUGAGAGCCACGUCAACCGCUGUCACCAUUGCACUGCGGCCUUCUCCCCUUGCGGUCGCUUUAUAACUACUGGCUCAGAGGACCAUUCUGCCUAUGUUUAUGACACACGCAGCAGCAACUUUCUCCAUAAGCUCCCAAGACACUCUGAAACAGUCCUGAAUGUGGCUUUCAACCCUGCCAGUCCAGAGCUGUUGACUGGAACGCUUGAUGGAAAACUGGCUUUGUUUCAUUCGGCCGAAUCUCUUCUCCUCUAAGUGUGGAAUCUACCCCGACAGCUCAGUUCUUGUCCGAAGUUCAGCGAUGCUGCAGUCUAAUGAAAGACUUACAUCAGUCACGUUGAGAUUACUCUGCUGGCGUACCACCUCCGAGACCUACAUCAUGGACGGGAUCUGUGAUUUCAUCAUUUCAGCCGCCAUUGACAACCUACAGAUGUUACAACAUGCUUACGCCCUCAACCAUCAAGCCAAAGACGCACCCUCAGAGGAAAGUCCAUUUGAACUUUACAUAGCAACAUGUUCCCAUGCGCUGAUACACAUAGUGUACACACACUAUGCAGUAUUAUGCACAGGUUCAUCUUUUUAUUUGAUGUGUAAUAUUAUUUGCAGCAAAGUGAUAAUAAAGUAGGCUUAAUAGUCCUUUCAGAAUGGUUUAUUCUAUAUAAAAUGUGUUUUUCAGUCAUUUAAGACCCCAAAUGAUUCAUUUCCAAGGUGCUCCUAUUUGAAUGAAGAUGGAUGGAAGGUGAGUUUAUAUUUUAGUUUAUAUUCUAUACACCAGCCACUUUGGCAUUCUCAUUAUCUUUUAGUCUCACCAGAAUCAAUAAUAGCAUGAAGGCAGUAAUAAAUGCUAAUUUAUGCUGUCUAAACCACAGAAAAAAAUGUGUGGAAGCUGCUAAAUCAUAUAGAGUAACACUUAGUAAACAGGAAAGGGCGCAAUAUUUUGACAAACUAAAGUUAAUACGUGGUAAAGAUACGUAUGAGCAGUAUUAAUUAAGAUGUUAACCUAAUAUUUCACCUACCUGACUGGAAAUGAUAAGAAGAAACAUGAAUGUUGUCAAGAUUCUUGCUCUAGAAAUCCUUUGGCCAACCACAAAUGCCUUUUGUUCCUCAGACAGUUUUUUUGCACUCUACUCCUUGAUUUGUUAUAACUUUUGGCAGUCUAUUGUACUCCAAAUGUUUUUCCCAGUCCAACCAAUUAGUAGAGCCCAAAACAUGACAAUAAUUGAUCGUUUUCAGCAGCAAUAAUCAGCAAAAUAUGUGAGUUGCAUUCGGUUCAGUGGCAUUGUUUACAUUCAGUGCCGCCAAUAUGGCCGACUGAUGACGUGCUGUGAAAACACUCUAUUGUUGCUUGUUAGGAAAAUCUGACAAGCCACUUCGUUUUUUUACAUUUUGUGUUCGCCGCUAGGAAAAUCUAAGGAAAAUCAGCUAACACACUAUGCUGUUUUGCCCCAUACUGUAGGUGGGGUAAAACGCCCCCUUGGUACAUUUCUGUUAAAAAACUAAUAACAUGAAAACUCUGGACAUUUUUCAUACUUUGUUUAUAAUUUAUGUCAUUGUCACUAAAACUAUGAUAAC
Labeo rohita (rohu) is the source of this 4063-nucleotide messenger RNA. RefSeq names its product WD repeat domain 27 (gene wdr27). NCBI's taxonomy places the organism in Eukaryota, Metazoa, Chordata, Actinopteri, Cypriniformes, Cyprinidae. The transcript has 26 exons. The coding region runs from base 302 to 2746 and encodes 814 amino acids. The record is from RefSeq and is a predicted model, not a curated record. Gene Ontology annotation, molecular function: protein binding.